Molecule: messenger RNA, 816 nt
Organism: Eremomyces bilateralis CBS 781.70
Lineage: Eukaryota; Fungi; Ascomycota; Dothideomycetes; Eremomycetales; Eremomycetaceae
Product: glutathione S-transferase
Exons: 3
Coding region: 1-816 (271 amino acids)
Source: RefSeq, a predicted model, not a curated record
AUGGCGUCCGACGAGCUAGCAACAGGACUGAAAGCGACCAAAGGCAUUGAAUUCCUCACAGCCCCCACUCCCAAUGGUAUCAAGGUGUCGAUUCUGCUCGAAGAGCUCAAGGAGGCCUAUGGCAAAGACUACACCUGGCAGAGCAUCAACCUCUAUAAAAGCGUCCAGAAAGAGCCGUGGUUCAUCGCAGUGAAUCCCAACGGACGCAUUCCCGCCAUUGUCGACCAUGACAAGGGUGGGUUCGCGGUCUUUGAAAGUUUAGGCAUUCUACUCUACCUCACCCGCCAGUACGACCCAGAGCACCGCUUCUCCUUCGCCGACCCCCUUGACAUCUCCCGCUCCGAGCAAUGGUUGGCCUGGCACCACGGCGGCGUCGGCCCCAUGCAUGGCCAAGCCAACUACUUUUCCCGGUUCGCCAAAGAGAAGAUCCCGUUCCCCAUCCAGCGCUACGCCGGCGAGGCGGAGCGGCUGUACGGGGUGCUGGACCACCAUCUUGAGGGGCGGGACUAUAUCGUGGGGGAGGGGCGGGGGAAAUACAGUAUUGCGGACAUAGCGAAUUUCGGGUGGGCUGCCUUCGGACUCGCUACGGGGUUGGAGAUAGAGCGGUUUCCGAACUUGGUGAGGUGGGUGACGGAGUUGGAGAAACGGCCGGCGGUACAGAGGGGUAUUGCGGUGCCAUAUAAGACGAAUCUGACGCAUUCAGCGUACAAGAAGAAGUUAGAGGAGGAGCCGGAGACGAGGAAGGAGUUUGAGGGGUUUGUGGAGCUUAUAACGAAAGCAAAGGAGCAGUACGAGUAUAAGUACACCUCUCCUUAA